CGCCAGCGAAGAAGAAGCACCGACAGCAGCAUUUCGGCUCCUGGUCUAAGGGCCUGCCGCUCAGUUACUUGUGCCGGCCUAUUAUUAAUCUGAUCAGUAGCUGGCUUUGGAAUGGAAAUAGCCACCAGCAACAAGAAAGGAGCCACCACUGGGAUGGCUACUGCAAAGCAGGUGGCAGCAGUAGGGCAGGUUCUGGUCAACCCAGGUCUGGACUUGAAUCGGCGCUUCAGAGCUUUAUUCACCCUGAGGAACCUGGGAGGUGCUGAAGCUAUAGAAUGGAUCAGCAAGGCUUUCACUGAUGAUUCGGCCUUGCUGAAGCAUGAGUUGGCCUACUGCCUGGGACAAAUGCAGGACAGACGGGCCAUUCCUGUUCUGACAACUGUGCUCAAAGAUACCAAGCAGGAGCCAAUGGUCAGGCAUGAAGCAGGGGAGGCCCUUGGAGCGAUUGGUGAUUCUGUGGUUUUGGACCUGCUGAAGGAGUACAGUAAGGAUCCCGUCAUAGAGGUUGCAGAGACUUGUCAGUUGGCAAUGCGUCGGCUGGAAUGGCUUCUUACUGGUGGAGAGACGCAGUUGCAGGAUGGCAGUACAGAUAAGAACCCCUACUGCUCCGUAGACCCAGCUCCUCCAGCACCCAGGAGGAGUGUACCAGAGCUGCACUCUGUGCUGCUAGAUGAAAGUCUGUCGCUCUUUGAACGCUACCGAGCCAUGUUUGCUUUGCGGAACCUGGGCACAGAGGAGGCUGUGGUUGCACUUGGAGACGGGUUGCAGUGCUCCAGUGCACUAUUUCGUCAUGAGAUUGGCUAUGUUCUGGGCCAGAUGCAACACCCGGCAGCCAUACCAGCACUGUGUGCAGUUCUGGAACGUUCUAAGGAGAACCCCAUGGUCCGGCAUGAGGCAGCAGAGGCUCUUGGAUCCAUUGGAAAAGAGGAGUGUCUGACUGUGCUGCAGAGUUACCUUAAAGACCAAGAACGUGUAGUCAAAGAAAGCUGUGAGGUUGCCCUGGACAUGCUGGAAUAUGAAAACGGUGAUACGUUCCAGUAUGCAGACGGACUGGUCAGUCUGCACCCUCUACCUCAGAGAGACGCGCAUGACUGAGACCCUACAGGUUGAUGCAUAGCCAAGUCUGGAAAAGUGCAGAAUUUUAUUUCAGUAUGUAAAUAUUAUUGCUGAAAUGUUCCUAAAUUCCUAUCCCGUUGUAUAAUUAUGGCAUCUUUUCUAUUGUGUUUGUAACAAAACAGUUUUAAACACAGUAAGAAGCAAACAACAUUCAACUCAGACUAAAUAAACAAAUGUAAUAUGACCUAAAAACAAGAGCAAAUUUUAUAGGAAUAUUUCUCUGUUUUCUUGAAAUAAAUUGAAAUUGUCCCAGAGGAAUCAA
This is a messenger RNA of Girardinichthys multiradiatus, 1378 nucleotides long. RefSeq names its product deoxyhypusine hydroxylase/monooxygenase (gene dohh). The coding region runs from base 112 to 1095 and encodes 327 amino acids. The transcript is spliced from 7 exons. Gene Ontology annotation, biological process: peptidyl-hypusine biosynthetic process. Gene Ontology annotation, molecular function: deoxyhypusine monooxygenase activity. The record is from RefSeq and is a predicted model, not a curated record. NCBI's taxonomy places the organism in Eukaryota, Metazoa, Chordata, Actinopteri, Cyprinodontiformes, Goodeidae.